AUUACAAUAUAAAAACUUCACGAAUUAACUCAAUCUGAUUCAAUGAUGGCAAUCAUGAAGAAUUAUUAUCUUCUGAAAAGUCGUCAUGAUUUUCUGUCGAAGGACCUUCCGUCCUUCCAUGCACAUUUUUACAAUGUCGAUUGAUCGUAAGAUGCAGCGAUCUUCGAUCCUUUCGCAUCGGUGAAAAUGAGGUACGACAGAAAUGGCGUAAGGACAGAAGGAGGUAAGACGAGAGAGGAAGGGACAGGCGGCGGGACACAGCGAGAGCGAGAAAACCACUUCGUGUCGUUAUACGAAGUGGAUUUCGCACAGCGACAAAGGCGGAGCGAGCCAUCCAAGAUUACAUUCCAACUAUUUCUUGUCGUUUUGCGCGGCGUAAAAGCGGGGAUUAAUUAAAUUUGUUAAUUGCAAGAUGCAUUUAGUAACGCCGGCUCCUCUCGAGUCUCCCGUCAUUCGCGCGCGCGCGCGCCGUUACGACACUCUCUCGUUGCAUCUUUUUCCUCGCGUCGGCGACGACGCACCGCGGGAAUUUAACAGUGAUGAGACAAGCUAAAAUUUUUGCCCGCAUUAGGACAUGUAUGUGAAAAGCCGUUUUGUUCACCAUGAGAGAUCCAGGGUCUUUUAAAUUGUUUUUGUCAUUGACACUGUACUCUCUGGGCAAAUCGAAUGCAUUUUCGUUCAUAUAUAUGAUAUACAUGUAUAUAUACAUAUGCGUCUGCAUUGUAAGUUGUAUCGCAACGGUACAAUUUCUGAAGCCUCCCACGUAAUGAUCGAAUUGCACGAUACCGUACCGUAUAUCUAUUCGUUAGACCUGCCGCAUUGUCCAUUCGCGUCGCAAUUACCGUCGUCGUCAACACGUCGCACGUAUAUCUACGCGAUAGAUUUCCGUUUCGGCGACUCCUCCGCGCGCACGUUACACAGAUCGUACGCAGAUGUUAACCGUAAUAAGGUACACGGCAGCGCGAAUUAAUCGGCGCGCAAGGGUCAAACUGAUCUUCGUUACGUGACAUCCGCAGGGCGGCGGACCGUGUGAUCGCGACGCAAACAUCUCCCUUGGCGUUCAAUCUGACGCUUCCGGAUCCGUGCGACGGGCGCGAGCGCUAAUUAGACUAAUAAGAACGCACGUAUAUACCGGCGCGGUGUACUAUCCCGCUGUUUACCAAUCAGAUGUUCUGGCGAGGUGACGUAUACGUUUGCGCGCGUUUUGAUUCACAGAGGAGGACUUGAUGCACGGGGGUGGCGCGGGUAUUGGCGGGGGUUCUAUGGUCGGACAGAACUCAAUAUUUGGGUGCUCGGCUGCAGGACACAGCGGGGUUAACCAGCUCGGCGGCGUUUACGUCAACGGCCGACCGCUGCCGGACUCCACGAGGCAGAAGAUCGUCGAGCUGGCCCACAGCGGGGCCAGACCGUGCGACAUAUCGCGCAUACUGCAGGUCAGCAAUGGAUGCGUCUCCAAGAUCCUCGGCAGGUAUUAUGAGACUGGCUCGAUCAAGCCGCGGGCGAUUGGCGGUAGCAAGCCACGAGUGGCGACGACGCCUGUGGUCAACAAAAUCGCCGACUACAAACGAGAAUGUCCCUCGAUCUUCGCCUGGGAGAUUCGCGAUCGACUUUUGCAAGAGGGCGUUUGCAAUAACGACAAUAUUCCCAGCGUGUCGUCCAUUAACAGGGUACUCAGGAACCUGGCCUCGCAGAAGGAGCAACAGGCGGCUGCGGUGCAAGCGCAUCAGGGUGCCGAGAGCGUCUACGACAAGCUGAGAAUGUUUAACGGGCAGGCAGCAGGCUGGCCGCCAGCGUGGUAUUCGGCAACACCUCCCCAUCAUCCCCUGGCCACGGGAAUUCCAACCGCGGCGACUCCUGGAUCCGGUCAAACUCUUUUGCCCAGUAGUCAGCUUCACGGGCGUGACGAUUCUUUGCUGAAGCGAAGCGACACCGGAUCUCUAUUGUCGCAUCAGCAGGAGACAACUUCGGACGGUAAUUCGGAGCACAACUCCUCCGGCGACGAGGACUCGCAAGUGCGGCUGAGGCUGAAGAGGAAAUUGCAGCGCAACCGAACUUCCUUCUCUAAUGAGCAGAUAGACAGCCUCGAGAAAGAAUUCGAGCGGACACAUUACCCGGACGUGUUUGCACGGGAGCGUCUCGCCGAGAAGAUCGGAUUACCUGAGGCACGUAUCCAGGUGUGGUUCAGUAAUCGCAGGGCGAAGUGGCGUCGAGAGGAGAAAUUACGGAACCAGAGGAGGGCCGCCGUCGAUCAGGUGGUCGCCGGUGGCAGCGGGGGUAGCAGCGGCGCCGCGCCUCCCGCGGCCACCCCUGCCACGCCACGGUUGCCCUUAAACGCCGGAUUCAACGCCAUGUACUCGUCGAUACCACAACCGAUUGCCACUAUGCCUGACACGUACAGCUCGAUGUCAAGCAGCCUGGGCGGGUCAAUGGGUGGAAGCUGUCUUCAGCAACGCGCCGAGGGAUACCCGGCGUACGUGUUUCACGAGCCUCUCCACUCGCUCACGCAGUCUUACUCUCACGCGCACAGCGCGGCCGCGGCCGCGCACUCGCAACCGCAUCGGGGCAUCCCGACGUCUCACGGUGGCACCCCCACAACGCCAGGGGGACAGCCCACCGGACCAGGUGGAGCACCUUACCAGCCGACGACCUCGACCGCAACCGGCGUGAUAUCAGCCGGCGUCUCGGUGCCGGUGCAGAUUCCCUCGCAGACCCCGGACCUGGCGGGCAACUAUUGGCCGAGGCUCCAGUGAUCCCAGCUCUUCGGGUUCCCGCCCGCGAGCUUGCUCGUAGGCCAGGAGAGCCCGCCGCCGCCGAGCGCCACCCCGGGCGCGGUGCCACGACCGCUCCUCGCUUCCCUCGGGAUACCGACGCAGUCGACGCAGCAUCAGGCCCCCAGCACACCGGCGACCACCCCCGUGCACAACUCCGACACCAGUGAGUGAAACGACUGAAUUUUUUCGGUGACCCGUGACACCGUCGCGAGUGGAUCCCUCGUCCCCGAGACAGGGCGCGGUGUUUCCUCGCGUUUGGCUGCCGACGGUGACGAUUGCUGUCGCGACGCCACGUUGGCAGAUGCGAGGAUAGAGACGUUACGAGGAAAGCUCGUCCUCUCGAUAGUUCGCGCGACAGCGUGACGCCGAUCGCAUCGAAGACGCGCAGUUAGUGUCGGUUGUGCGUGGAAUGAACACAAUUUCUGAUGAUGACGAUGCGAGUGUCCGAAAAUUUUCUCCGUUGUCCAGUAAGUUGAAGAAUUUCGUUAGUUUAUUUUCGCGAUUAUUUAUUUAUUAACGGACGUUCUCCAUCCAUAAGUGAGCAAGCUGACAAAGGUAGUCUUUUUAUCAAGAAACAUAGCUGAGAGCAUGUAUGAUAAUAAAUGGCAGUUGCAAUUA
This is a messenger RNA of Temnothorax curvispinosus, 3389 nucleotides long. It is a transcript of the gene toy, whose product is annotated as paired box protein Pax-6. NCBI's taxonomy places the organism in Eukaryota, Metazoa, Arthropoda, Insecta, Hymenoptera, Formicidae. The record is from RefSeq and is a predicted model, not a curated record. Gene Ontology annotation, molecular function: DNA-binding transcription factor activity, RNA polymerase II-specific; RNA polymerase II cis-regulatory region sequence-specific DNA binding. The transcript has 8 exons. Gene Ontology annotation, biological process: anatomical structure development; regulation of transcription by RNA polymerase II. The coding region runs from base 1227 to 2750 and encodes 507 amino acids.